ACCCUUUGUAACGAGGAGUAUGGAUUCCUUCUUACCAACAACGAUUUCCAUAGUUUUUCUUGCGAUUCACACAGAAGCGGCGGGCGUGAUAUUAUUUUCGAAGACGAAUUUCACCGGGGAUCAGUGCAAUAUUUCAUUUCCGGGCUGUAAACCAGUUUGCGCAAAAGUGUUGGGCAGCAUAUUGUCACUGAAGGCACCCACAUAUCUAUGCAUGAAGUUCUACACCACGGCUGAUUGCAAAGGUGUACCUGCUACGUACAUAAGUGCAGAGAGAGUAUUGCCCUAUGCGGCUCCAGGCUGGAGGAAUAUGAGCGACACACCACACAUGAAGGCGAAAGCCAUCGGAGAUUGCAAACAAGAUAUAGGGAUUCCAGAUGAGUCGGUCGGUCUGUUUCCCAAUACGUAUUUCAAAGGAAAACCUUGCGUGGUUCCUAUCAAACAGAAAUGCCAAGCGGUGUGCGCGGAUAUGGCAGGGAAAUCAAAGUCGCUCAUCGUAAACGCGAAAUGUGCCACGCUUUACGCGUCGAAAGACUGCACGGGAGAGGCGAUAGACUAUAUCCGAGACGGACAGAAAGGGGUCGCUUUCCAAUAUUAUCCAGAUUGGAACCUUUGGGCCAACUACCCAAAAAUCUCCUCCAUCAGCAACUUCUGCGGUUAACGGAUGAGGGCAGAAUGGCAUUAUCACAAACCAACGUUCCGAAGGAUAGGUUUAGGAAAGUCGAAACGCCUUCAACUUUUGUGAAUGCAAUACGGACAUCGCUGCAGCUUUAAUACAGUGGAUAUCGGAUAUAACGACCUUGAAGGGACCAGCCAUAUUCGGUCGUUAUAGCCGAUAGUCGUUAUAACCGAUAGUGGAACUUUUACGCACGUACCCUAUGAUAAAGAGCUGAGAACAAGGCUGUGCUGUAGGUGGGAUUCCAGGGCCCGGUGAAUUUUGCUGCUGAUUCAUUAUCUCUUCAGUAACACCUUCGUUUAUUAGCUUUAUCUAAUUUUAUUUGAAUUGAAUAUUUAUUUAAUUCAUUUAUUUUUUUAUUUUUUUAUUCUAGGACUAAUUUUAAUGAAAACACUUUGUUUGAAUUUGUAAAAACAGGGUAUUUUAUAAUAUUGAGAUUACAUGCACUACACACUACAUUA
Messenger RNA from Bemisia tabaci, 1134 nucleotides. NCBI's taxonomy places the organism in Eukaryota, Metazoa, Arthropoda, Insecta, Hemiptera, Aleyrodidae. The record is from RefSeq and is a predicted model, not a curated record.